CUUCUACUACUACUACUACUACUUCCUACUACUAGUUCAUGGAAAUCCUUUCUAAUUAUUCACCGGAAUCAUCAUCUGUGGUGUCUGAUGGCUGCAGCACGGGCCGUGCCAAUUAUUCCGACGAGGAGGUUAUGUUGGCUUCGAGUCAUCCGAAGAAGCGAGCUGGGCGGAAGAAGUUCCGGGAGACUCGGCACCCAGUGUACCGGGGUGUGAGGCGGAGGAACGGCGGGAAAUGGGUGUGCGAGGUCCGGGAGCCGAACAAGAAGUCGAGAAUAUGGCUGGGGACGUUCCCCACGGUGGAGAUGGCUGCACGGGCCCAUGACGUGGCGGCGCUAGCGCUGAGGGGCCGCCGGUUGGCUUGUCUCAAUUUUGCUGACUCGGUUUGGCGGCUGCCUGUACCGGCAUCGGCCAAUGUUAAGGAUAUCCAGAAGGCUGCAGCGGAAGCGGCAGAAGCUUUCCGGGUGUCGGAAGACGAUCAAUCCAACGAGGUUUCCGGUGAUGACAUGAGGCCGGAAAGAACGAUGACAUUGCCGGAGAAAGUGUUGUUCAUGGAUGAGGAGGCGGUUUUCGGCAUGCCGGGAUUGCUUGCAAAUAUGGCUGAGGGGUUGAUGCUACCUCCACCUCACUCUGGUGGAUAUGGGCACAAUGAGAAUGAUGACAUGGAAGCUGAUGCUGAAGUGUUCUUAUGGAGCUAUUCAAUUUAAUUUGCUUAUGCUGAAGUGUUCUUAUGGAGCUAUUCAAUUUAAUUAAUUUGAUUCAAUUUAUUUUGAUUUCAUUGGUUGUAGUGUGUUUUGGCUUGUUAGAAAUUUUAAUUCGUACUUAAUUUUUACGAGUACGGAUUUGUAAUUGGAAUAUUUUAGAGGAGAUUGUUAGUUUACGUAGUUCAUUGCACAUGUAUGUUCUAUAGAGAAAUGGGUGUAAUAUUGAGAAAAGAAGAAAAAUGACAUUUU
Cornus florida is the source of this 950-nucleotide messenger RNA. RefSeq names its product dehydration-responsive element-binding protein 1B-like. The record is from RefSeq and is a predicted model, not a curated record. Gene Ontology annotation, biological process: regulation of DNA-templated transcription. NCBI's taxonomy places the organism in Eukaryota, Viridiplantae, Streptophyta, Magnoliopsida, Cornales, Cornaceae. Bases 39 to 704 code for a protein of 221 amino acids. The transcript has a single exon. Gene Ontology annotation, molecular function: DNA binding; DNA-binding transcription factor activity.